Molecule: messenger RNA, 1116 nt
Organism: Marasmius oreades (fairy-ring Marasmius)
Lineage: Eukaryota; Fungi; Basidiomycota; Agaricomycetes; Agaricales; Marasmiaceae
Exons: 4
Coding region: 1-1116 (371 amino acids)
Source: RefSeq, a predicted model, not a curated record
AUGCUCCUCGACUUCCUCGUUCUCGGGCUCAUCGUCGUCGCUCAGGCGUUAGACGUCGUCACACCGUACAACAACAAAGUCGUAUUCUCACCUCCAAGCAAUUGGCCCAUCCCUCGCACCCUCUAUGCUCGCUCUCUUCUCAUAGCCCAAGAUGGUGCGGACAAAAAUGUCCUCCUCGCCACCUGGGAAAACUAUUCUCCUCAACCGCCCAACGUCUGGUUCCCCGUUUACCGCUCUACGGACCUUGGUCAGACUUGGAAGCCUCUCUCCAACAUUACGGAUACGCAGAAUGGGUGGGGAUUGAGGUAUCAACCGUACUUGUAUGAGCUCCCAUCAGCGAUUGGUAACUUUCCGGCCGGGACUAUCAUCGCCGCUGGGAAUUCGAUUCCACAGGAUUUGAGUCAGACGAGGAUCGACGUCUAUGCAAGUACAGAUAAAGGUCGGACGUGGAAGUUCGUGAGCCAUGUCGCUUCAGGAGGCCGUGCUGAUCCAGUGAACGGGGAAACUCCCGUAUGGGAGCCAUUUUUCUUCACUUACGAAGGUCAACUUGUGAUCUACUACUCAGAUCAGCGUGACCCUGAAGCUCAUGGUCAAAAGCUCGUGCACCAAAUAACAACCAACCUCAUCAACUGGGGACCCGUGGUCGACGAUGUUGCGGACUCUAAUCCCUCUGACCGGCCAGGCAUGACCACCGUGGCUGCCCUCCCCAACGGCAAAUAUAUCAUGACCUACGAAUUCGGCGGUGCCCCCGAAAUCAACUUUGCAGUUUAUUACCGCAUUUCGGAUUCACCUCUCACCUUCGCAUCUGCCACUGGGCACAAUAUAAAGGCAACUACAGGUCAACAAACUCAGAGCUCCCCUGUUGUCGUUUGGACUCCGUAUGGUGGUACGAACGGGACCAUCGUCGUGUCUGCUAAUAACAGUGGAGGGCUCUGGAUUAACAAGCAACUCGGAGCAGUAAAUUCACCCUGGACAUUUAUCUCUACGGGUGCGGCAGGUGGAUAUGCUAGGUAUCUUAAGGUUUUGCCAACGAGUCAACAAAUAUUUAUUGUGGUAGGGGGAGUCUUGGGUGGGUCUGGGAAUCAUGUGUUGGCUUCUGUUGUUAAUUUGCCAUAA